Molecule: messenger RNA, 3497 nt
Organism: Sebastes umbrosus (honeycomb rockfish)
Lineage: Eukaryota; Metazoa; Chordata; Actinopteri; Perciformes; Sebastidae
Gene: kcnn1b
Product: potassium intermediate/small conductance calcium-activated channel, subfamily N, member 1b
Exons: 9
Coding region: 139-2631 (830 amino acids)
Biological process (GO): potassium ion transmembrane transport
Cellular component (GO): neuronal cell body; neuron projection; plasma membrane
Molecular function (GO): small conductance calcium-activated potassium channel activity; calmodulin binding
Source: RefSeq, a predicted model, not a curated record
AAGCUUGAUCGAUACUCGGGUACCUCUGUGGAAGCAUCUUCUUCCCCACAGGAGACGAGUCUGUGCCACGUUUCAUCCUCACCUCAUGAAAGAUCUAAUGGAAUCAGUCCACCGAGAGAUUCAGCCCAGCUGUCGCCAAUGAAAACCCGAAACUUAACCUUAUCGCAGCUGAGUGAUCAGGACUGGCUGCUGCUUUGUGGCCAGGUUAGCAGUGUGGGAGAUGAUUCACCAUCAGCAGAGAGAGCUGGGACCAGUGUGGGACAUCCAAACCACACUGACAGAUGUGGUUGUUCCUGUCCGGUUGCACACCAACAUCCAUCUAGUUUGCAUCCGCAACCAAGACAGGGCACCGUCCAGCAAGACUGCCUCUCCAGAGUUUCAAACAAGAGAAGCCUUUCAUCUUCACCACACACCCAGCCUUUCUCUCAAAUCUCUCAAGCUCCGACAACUUGCCAGGUUUUACCACAGCAAACAAACCAAAGGGAUCUGCUGAAACCUGCAACGAACCAUCCGCAGGAUCAUUUUAUGCUUCAGUGCAGCGACCAAGAAGGUCGAAAGGAGUCUUGCAAUCAUUUUCAAGUUAAAGACAGCAGCCAGGCAACUUUAUUCAACAUUCCUCUGAACUCCUUCGAGUGUGCUGAGACGAAUCAGAAGCUCCACCGGCACCCUCAGCCUGCUGUCACUGCAGACCUCAACUGGAGAGAGCUUUUUGGUAAAGAACCACUGCUAGUUCAGCAACGUCAAAAGCAAGACUGCUCGAUGAGCGGUGAUCAGGCCUGCAAUUCAUCUGGAGACCCCUCUAUCAUCCACAAGUGCCGUCAUCUCCCUCACAACCCUUUAACCGGCACGCCGCAGGUACAGAGGUCAUCUACUCCAGCCAGUAACAAAAGUGUCCAGUCCUUCUCCACCAGCCAGUAUAGCUCACUUGAGAACCAGGAUUUCGUGGCAGAGAGAGCUAGACAGCGACAAAGUCAGACAAACUCUCAGCACCUCAGUGGAUCAAGACUCUCCCUCCCUAAACACACUCCUCCACCUUCCUCCAACUCAAAAACUGGUGACAUCGUCAACGGGGAUGCGGUGCGACCACUGAGCAGCCAUGGCCAACAGCCUCUUCAGCUUCUUCACAGUGCCAUCCUGGAGGACGCCUUCUCCAAAGUCAUCAGAGAGGAUUCCAGUAAGGCCAACAGCGAGAACCUGACCAGAGAGGAAGGCAGCGUACCACAGAAGAAGAGCAAGGACAUUAGCUACCGGCUGGGUCAGAGAAAAGUUCUCUUUGGGAAGCGCAAGCAGUUGAGCGACUACGCGUUGGUCUGUGGGAUGUUUGGCAUCAUCGUCAUGGUGAUCGAGACGGAGCUGUCGAGGGGAUUUUACAGCAAAGAUUCCAUAUAUUCAUAUGUACUGAAAGGCCUGAUCAGCCUCUCUACUGCCGCUCUUCUUGGACUCAUUGUGAUGUACCAUGCAAGAGAAAUCCAGCUCUUCAUGGUGGACAACGGAGCAGACGAUUGGAGGAUAGCGAUGACCUUAGAGCGGAUUCUCUUUGUUUCGUUCGAGCUCCUCAUCUGUGCCAUCCAUCCAAUCCCGGGCCAGUACGUGUUCACCUGGACCGCUCGACUGGCCUUCAGUUACACAGCAUCAGUGGCGGACGCCGACAUCGACAUCAUCCUCUCUGUGCCGAUGUUCCUGCGCCUCUACCUGAUUGGCCGGGUCAUGCUGCUCCACAGCAAGCUGUUCACGGACGCUUCCUCCCGCAGCAUCGGGGCGCUCAACAAGAUCAGCUUCGACACACGUUUCGUCAUGAAGACUCUGAUGACCAUCUGCCCCGGCACGGUCCUGCUGGUCUUCAGCGUGUCCUGUUGGAUCAUCGCAGCGUGGACCGUGCGUGUAUGUGAGAGGUAUCACGAUGCACAGGAGGUGACCAGUACCUUCCUUGGAGCAAUGUGGCUGAUCUCCAUCACCUUCCUGUCCAUCGGCUACGGCGACAUGGUCCCUCACACCUACUGCGGGAAGGGGGUUUGCCUGCUGACAGGAAUCAUGGGAGCGGGCUGUACAGCAUUAGUGGUUGCCGUUGUUGCAAGGAAGUCAGAACUCACCAGAGCUGAAAAGCACGUCCAUAACUUCAUGAUGGACACUCAGCUCUACAAAAAGAUAAAAAACACAGCAGCCAAUGUCUUGAGAGAGACGUGGCUCAUCUACAAAAACACCAAGCUGGUCAAGAAGGUUGACCGUGCCAGAGUACGCCACCAUCAGCGUAAAUUCCUGCAAGCCAUCCACCAACUGCGAAGAGUCAAAAUGGAGCAAAGGAAACUAACCGAUCAGGCCAAUACAGUUGCUGAUCUUGCCAAGACUCAGAACAUGAUGUAUGAUCUGGUGGUGGAGCUUCAGCAUCGAAGCGAGGAGCUGGACAGGAGGAUCGUAGCUCUGGAAGAGAAACUGGACUCCAUCCUCCUCAGCGUGCAGUCGCUGCCUGUCGUGCUUUCUCAAGCAAUAACAAAGCUACAAAAGGAUUUCCUGGACGACUUGGCCUGUCGUGUCCACUUCCUGUCAUCCUCCCUGAGCUCUGAGUGCUGUUCAGUCCCUGCCAGGCAGCUCUGUCAAGGACCCGCCGCACCAGAGACACCAUACAGCUCAUAGGCCUCACUCACUGGUUUUCUCUUUAGUCUGCAACCUUUUUUUCAUGCUGAGAAGGAUUUUCUCAACAUGUGCACUCUUUUUUUUAGUAGCUACACAUUCAUUCAGUUACACACAUUCACCCCUGGGAGUUACAGCUAUAGCGCCUCAUACUGAGCAGCUCCAUUGAGAAGGGAAGUGCCUCAGUCAGGGGAUUUUAGAGGAAGGGAAGAGCAUUAUUCCUUCAUUUCCUCUGCUCAAAGUGUCACAGUUAGUCCAGGGACUAAGUUUUCACCUACAAAUCAGUCCAUAUAGCCUCCUUUUAACUCACUCCAGAGAUCCAUAUAGGAAGAGGAUUUGUAAGUAAUGCUUCAUGGAGAAUUACAAUGUCAUUGUCAACGCAAUCUAUGAUUAAAACAGCUUAUCUUAUACAGUCUAACUGAGUUAAAGGCAGGGUGGGUGAUAUUGAGAAACUACAUAAGAGUAAACUAGGUUUUAAAAAUGUUCAAACCAAAAAACACAGCCCAGUGUUGACAACUCUUUUCUAAUGAAAGUAGCCAGCAGCACUAGUUUCAAAAGUCCCUAAAUCUAGAGAGAAAAUAGGCAACACGGGCAGUCCGUCACUUCAGGCCUCCCUCCAAAGCCACUCCCUCAAAAUUAUCAAUAAACAUAGAAUAAUGAAUGUGAAUGGUGAACAUGGCUAUUGUUAGUACUCACAGCUGUCAAGCAGAAGACUCCGGUGAUGUGCAGUGAGUUCAUGGGCAGAGUUAAGGGCAGAGUGCACACAGGUAGACAGACAGGUCGCCCGUCCAAUCAUUACAUUCGGGCUAAAUGAAAUGAUUGGACGGGUUUAUUACAGUCCUGCGACAGCAACAGAUACAGAUUUUUUG